AUAAUUCAGUUGUGCAAUUUUGACCAUUAAAUAUACAGUAGUUCAUACCAUAGUCUUGGCCCCCUAUACCUUUUUUAUUUUGUCAUAUUGUUUGAAUUUUGCAUACACAAACUUUGUGGAGAACCCACAUCUUUGUAAUUUAGACUGUUUUUUCCAACUAUAUAUAUAUGCUGUACUCAAGUUGGAAAACCAACAACAUGGCCAACAUGCAAAAAUAAGAAGCGACUACACUGAAUAUCACUAGAAAGUGUUGACUUCAAUCUGGUGACCAUGUACAUUAUGUUUAUUUAUUCAUACUCUAUAAUGGUAUGAAUCGGGUAGGUUAUAGGAUAAAUAUGUGUUUUGUAUGUUUAUACAACUGUAACUAAGUGGCAAAUGGAUGAAGUACCCAUGUGUGUGGAGACUGGUAACCAAUGAUCUGGCAUGUACUAGAAUUCAAGACACCGCCAGUUUUUAAUUAAUAUAUCUGGGGUUAUUACAUGUGGUGCAAUGGUCAGUGCAGUCAAGCCACAACCGAAAGGGUCUGGUUUUAAGCAUGUCCCAGCUAUGUGUGGAUACAAGUGACAGGAUGAACAACCAACGGGUUUUCUUCCUAUUGGGGAGUGUUGUACAUGCUGCUAGUUUCGUUAUGUCCACUCACAGGACGAGUGACGCUGCCCAAUAAACUCGCCCCUCGGGGGCAAAAUUAAGAAAAAAUUAUGUUGGUUGUAAUGUAAAUACCUACAUUGAAGAUAUUUACUCUUCCAGUUGUGUUAGUGAAGUAAUGAGUUUGGAAGUAUUGAAGGCGGUGGAGGUCACACACUCGUGCAUGGUUCCUGCACUCCACACAACACCUCCUGCACCCUCCCUCCUCCUGCUGCUGCUGCUGCCUGACAUCAACAAACCACAGCGAGCUGGGUAGACGGGACACCACAAGCUCGGCUCUCGUCGUGUUAUUAUACCUGGGUAAUUAGUAUACCAGCAGGAAGCACGAGAGAGACAAGCGUCCGGCGCCAUCAUAACAAGAAGCCAUCACCAGUACCAAGCUUCAGAGACGAGAGACGUUGUGUAUGAUCAGGGACUCUCCAAGGGAUGACGAAACUUCAGAUGAAUGCUCGGUAAUCCUGAUUUCUGUGAACUGUGGGCAGGGUAUUGUGAGAACAUUAUCCCCCAUAUCACAAGGAGCCUGACAGCUGAGUAGGGGCACGACAGCUGACUGGACAGCGCUUCGGAUUCAUAGUCCUGAGGUUCCAGGUAAAUAAUACGUCAAAAUGCGACGUGCUAUUGGGACGACGGGUUGAACCAUGACAACUGAUGUGAUAGACCUGUGGUGGACAGCCAUAACAGCUGAGGCGGCAGACUGGUGAUUGGCAGCCAUGACAGCAGACUCGUCAGACCAAUAAUUUACCUGAUUUUACCUGAGGGCCACUGACACUAGUGGCUUCGACGAGGACAGGAAGCCGACGGCUUGUUGAAGGUCCCUCCCAUUUGCCUUGAUAAUCUUUUCCAGUUGAAUUUUGAAAUUCAAGGUUUGGCAUUUACGGCUUCGGCGGGUAGGCAGUUCCACAGGUUUACAACCCUAUAGGCGAAAAAGCAUCUCCAGCUGUUUUCUGUCCUACAUUGUGGCUUGUUGAGCUUGAACCCGUUGCUCCUCGUUCGUGUUACUUUGACCUUUUGAAGAAAUUGUCCGGCUCAACAUCCUAAAAUUAAACUAAUACUAAAAAAGUAUUUUAAAAGUUUCAAUGAGAUCUGCCCUGGCAUGCCUGGUUUGCAGCGUUGUUGACCCUGUGGCCCUCAACCGUUCUUGAUACGAGAGAUGCCUUAGAUCUAGAAUGAUUUUUGUUGCCCGGUGUAGCACUUUCGCCAGAGUAAAUAUAUGUCCUUCUGAAGAUGAGGUCUCCAUACUUGGAUAUAGUAAUCCAAAUGGGGACGUACCAGAGAUUUAUACAGUUGAAUCAGUACCUUCUUUUCUUUAAAGUCAAAGGUUCGCUUGAUUGUUCCAAGGGUUUGGUUGGCUUUUCUGAAUGCUGAGCAACAUUCAGUGAGCAGUGGAUCCCGACUCCAAUGUUCAUUUCUUCAUCAAUCUGUUGUAAUGUAAUGUUAACUUGGUAGCCAAUAAUGGGAAGCCAUGACAGCUGAAGCGGUAGACCAGUCAUGAUAUUUCUGAGGGAAACACAGCAUUGGGAUAAAUAUUAAAUGAUAGUAGUAAACAUCAAGACACGUGAAACUUAUAAAACUAAUAAGUAAGACGGAAUUGAACAUGAAAUAAAUAAUAACGGUUAGUGUAAAAUUAUAAAAAUGCGUAAAACACAAAUAAAUCAAAUUCACAGUAUGAACUUGACCACAAUGAACACUGAGUGAAGAGGAUAUGUCGUAGUCUCUUAAAUUAAAUUGAAGAUGUACAAAAACAUCAGGCUAUAGACUGUAACAUUGACCUAAAUAAGUAACUUACCUAAAUAAACAUUUAUUUAUUAUUUAUUUUAUUUAUUUAUUUACAAAAAAAAAAGAAGCAUUUCGCGUGUCGAACAAAAAGAACGUAAGUGCUGAUUAGGUAACUGAAGUGAGGUGUGGACAUUGAAGAUGACGCUCAGCGCGCCGGCAAGCCAGUCACCAGGGCAACUUGUGCAGCCGUUGAUGGAGGGGCAACUUUAGUCUCUGCACAAUUAUUAAAGCAGAAUAAAAAGAAAUUUGAGAGUUUUAACAACAGCAAGACACCGUAGCCAUUCGGCCAGUUAUCAGAAACACAAGAUUGCUUGUAAACUUUAAAUAUAAUUGUAGAGAAGUAGUUAAGAAGUGUCACCACAUGCAGCAGAAGAAGAUGACAAGUGUGGUGCCUAGCGCGCGAGCCUUGAAGCCAACAUGGUUGCUGGGAUUGGUGGUCUACUGUGCCCUUUUCUGCUACUGCGGUGCUGACUUCCCUCAACUCUCGUCUGAUGAUGCAAUGAUCACCCAGUUGACUGCUAGCACUGAGUCUGAGGACUGGGAGCCCGUGGAGCACCAGACGCUGCUGGGGACCAUCACGGGACGCAAGGAACCAACAAUAGGACUUCAUCGACUCGUUACCCACUACUAUGCAUUCAGGGGUAUUCCAUAUGCUGAGCCUCCGGUUGGAAGCCUACGACUGGAGGAGCCCGUGGAGGCUAGGGGUCGAUGGGCAGGCGGGCACCUCAACGCCUCCACGUUUCGGCCAUCUUGUCCACAAUAUAACCAUAAGCAUAAGUUGAUACUGGGUGAUGAGGACUGUCUCUAUCUCAAUGUAUACACCCCUAAGUUACCAGAGUCAAGGGAGGGAAGCAAGGGCUUACCUGUGUUCGUGUUUAUCCACGGAGGAGGCUACGUCAGAGGGUCGGCCUCGUCGCACGGUGCAGCCCGACUUCUCGCUCACAAUGUUGUCCUCGUCACCUUUAACUACAGGCUAGGGGCUCUAGGCUUCAUAAGCACUAAUGACACGACGAUACCAGGUAAUUAUGGGGUGUUGGACCAGAUUGCAGCCUUGCAGUGGGUCAAGUUCAAUAUCGAUCAGUUCGGAGGUGAUCCGAACAGGGUAACCUUGGGCGGUUUCUCAGCCGGCGCCGCAUCUGCCCAUCUCUUCAUGCUGUCUCCCAGAUCCAGAGGGUUGAUGCAUAGGGCGGUUAUCAUGAGCGGCAGCACCUACUGCUCCUGGGCCACCAGUGCACAACCUCAGAAGUAUGCCUCUGUUCUCGCUCAGGGUCUUGGUUGUCCCUUCAACUCCUCAGCUCAACUCAAGUCUUGCAUUGCCUCUAAGACUUAUCAAGAGAUCCUUACUGCCCAGGCACCCAUUAUGAAGUAUGAGUUCUGGCCAGUCCCAUUCUCUGUGGUGGUGGAUGCAGGGCUGCGAGACAACCCGGUCCUCCCUGGACCCAUUGACAGUCUCCCACCAAGUACACCUAUGCCAGUACUCAUAGGCACAGUCCCUCAGGAAGGACUUUUGUUUGCCCUUGGAAUAAUACUAACAGCAGAGCAACCUGACCAACCAUCAGCUGUAUACGAGGAGUGUGUGCAGUACAUCAUCAAAGCCUUCUGGCCCAACCUCAGACAUGCCUCCAGUGUCGCCCAGCUGGCCGAGGCCUUCUACUACUCGCCUGGGGCCAGGCACUCACUCGACACACUGGCUGAGGAAAUGACCGAGCAAAUGACGGAUUAUUUAUUUGCCUCUUGUGUAAACGAUGCAGUGGUUGCUCUUGCCAGUGCCAAGUACACUGUUUACAGCUACGUCAUGACACACCGUGACCCAGUGUCUCCAGUAUGGGCCCAGAUCCUGUACAAUGAAGCAAAGAAGCACGGACUGACAACCCCACUCUUGACAAAUGGUGUCUCUCAUGGGGACACCCUUCUCCUGAUCUUCUCCAGUAAGGAAGCUGGUACCAGGAAUGAAGCCAUGUCCCACCUUCUUACCUCCACAUGGAGUCAAUUUAUCAGCACUGGGAGAGUUGAGGGAGGCGCAGGGUCACACUGGACACCCGUGGCAGCUGGGAAACCUGUAGGUUACUACAAUAUUUCCCUCCAGCCAGCCAUGGUCUACACUCCCUACAGGCCAAGGGAGAUGAAUUUCUGGAGCCAAGUCAUCCCAUUGAUGGAGAAGACAAUAGACUCGCUUACCGCCAUCCCUGCCUCCAAUAUUCCUUCUGAUAAUCCUACUGUUAGGCCUGGUGAGGGCCAACUAUACACUUCCCUACCAAACUCAUAUAUCAUAAUUGCUGCUGGCACUUUGAUAGUUAUGUCUGUUCUUAGGCAUUGGUAUUAGUUGGUGCUGCCGACUUCCCAUGACAACAGGUUGAUCUCCGCUCACCACUGAAACCCACUACAACAAUGGCAGGGCCCUUACUCUCACCACCACCACAUUGAAACUGAGACCUUACGUUCACAGCCACACAAAACCAUGUUGGAUUGCUUUUACAAGAUUGUUUACUGUGAUAUAUUGAUCUCCUCCAUUAGGAUUCUUUGCAUGUACUAUACUUGCAGAGAAGGUACACUAGAUCACUGAACAUUUAUAAUAAUAAUAAUUAUAAUAAUAAUGUUUAUUCAGGUAAAACUACAUUCAAAAUGAGUUACAAACAGAAUGUUGGAUUUCUAGAUAGAGCUGUUAAAGAUUGAUGUGUCUGCUAUAGAGGGAUCUAGUAUAUAUUGGUGUAGGGCCAGCAGUUAGCAUUCAGAGGUAUCAAGUACUGGAGAUCUUAAAGGCCCGGCCCCCAAUGAAAAUAUAUGAGUAAUACUUAUAGUGGCUUACUGAAAUUGUCAGCCUAGACAUAGAUCAUAGAUCUCCUACACAGGAAGAAUGGAUAAACUAACUAACUUAUUUAUUAACCCCUUAACAACCCCCAUAUACAUUCACACCAAUAACAAUAAUUACUUUACCACACUAUCUUAUGUU
Messenger RNA from Procambarus clarkii (red swamp crayfish), 5371 nucleotides. RefSeq names its product esterase E4. NCBI's taxonomy places the organism in Eukaryota, Metazoa, Arthropoda, Malacostraca, Decapoda, Cambaridae. Gene Ontology annotation, molecular function: hydrolase activity. The record is from RefSeq and is a predicted model, not a curated record.